Molecule: messenger RNA, 1994 nt
Organism: Durio zibethinus
Lineage: Eukaryota; Viridiplantae; Streptophyta; Magnoliopsida; Malvales; Malvaceae
Product: Tetratricopeptide repeat (TPR)-like superfamily protein
Cellular component (GO): mitochondrion
Molecular function (GO): protein binding
Source: RefSeq, a predicted model, not a curated record
UCUAACUCACCCACGCAGACAACUCCUCAUUUUCUCUAAUUCUCUGAAUCUCACUCACACAAUUCACCUAACCGGCCUUGCUCACUCAUCCACUGACUGAAUACCUCACUCAAGCCGCCUGUACUUCCUUUCUCUCACUCUGUCGGCCGCCACUGGUCCUUCCUUUCUCUCACUGCUUUCUGUCGCUGUCGGUCCUUCCUUCCUCGUCUCAUCUUGCCAUAGCCGCUCUUCCUCAUCUGAUAAUUCUUUUGCAGAAGCCAAAAAAAAAAAAAAAAAUGGCUUCGAUGCAACAUUUGGGACGAACCAAGAAUGUGAUGAGAAGGUCAAAGAAGUACUUAGAAGAAGCACUUUACCACAGGCUUUUUAAGGAAGGCAGCUCGGAAAUUAGUGUGCGGCAGCAGCUGAAUCAUUUCCUCAAGGGCUCCAAGCGUGUGUACAAAUGGGAAGUUGAUGACACUCUUAAGAUGCUUCGCAGCCGUAAGCUCUAUUACCCUGCUCUCAAGCUCUCUGAAACGAUGGUGACUAAGCGGGGCAUUAAUAAGACAGUUAGCGAUCAGGCUAUUCAUCUUGAUUUGAUUGCCAAAGUUCGAGGGAUUCCUGCUGCAGAAAAUUACUUCAUUGAUCUUCCUGAAGCAUCAAAGAACCAUCUCACUUAUGGUUCUCUUCUCAACUGUUACUGUAAGGAAUUGAUGACUGAAAAAGCAGAAGCUCUAAUGGAAAAGAUGAAGGAACUUAACCUUCCUUUAGGUUCCAUGUCUUAUAACAGUUUAAUGACUCUUUACACAAAGAUUGGUCAGCCAGAAAGGGUACCAGACAUCAUACAGGAAAUGAAAUCAUGUGGUGCCAUGCCAGAUUCAUACACAUACAAUGUUUGGAUGAGGGCUUUAGCUUCUAUGAAUGAUAUUUCUGGGGUUGAAAGAGUUAUUGAGGAAAUGAAGAGAGAUGCCGAAGAUGCUGAUGAUUGGACAACAUAUAGCAAUAUGGCAUCAGUUUAUGUUGAUGCUGGCUUGUUUGAGAAGGCAGAAAAAGCACUUAAGGAAUUGGAAAAGAGAAAUGCCCACAGAGAUCUUUCUGGUUUCCAGUUUCUAAUUACAUUGUAUGGCCGAGUGGGGAAUUUGCAUGAAGUUUAUCGAAUAUGGCGUUCAUUGAGGCUGGCUUUUCACAAAACAGCCAAUAUAAGCUAUCUGAAUAUGAUUCAGGUGCUAGUUAGCUUGAAAGAUUUACCAGGAGCAGAGAAAUGCUUUAAAGAAUGGGAAUCGGGUUGCUCUACUUAUGAUAUUCGGAUUGCAAAUGUCUUAAUGGGAGCUUAUGCUAAGGAGGGUUUGCUAGAAAAAGCUCUAGAGCUCAAGGACAGGGCCUGCAGGAGAGGGGCAAAGCCUAACGCCAAAACUUGGGAGAUCUUUUUGGAUUAUUAUUUGAAAAACAUGGACAUCAGGCUGGCUGUUGAUUGUGUGGCCAAUGCAAUUUCUAUUGGCAGAGGAGAUGGUGGAAAGUGGGUCCCAUCAUCUGAAACGAUUGGGAUAGUGAUGAGGCAUUUUGAGCAAGAGAAAGAUGUUGACGGGGCUGAAGGUUUUGUGGAGAUUUUAAAGAAAGCUGUGGAUUGUGUAGGAGAGGAAGUGUUUGAAUCAUUGAUCAGAACUUAUGCAGCCGCUAGAGUGACAAGUCCUUGGAUGCGUCACCGUUUAAAGAUGGAAAAGGUGGAAGUGAGUGAGGCGAGUAAGAAAUUACUCGAGGUGAUUACCAUGGAGUGAGUUUUCUCAAUUUUAUUGUUCUGUAAUUCCAAUUCCGGUACAAGUGAUUCUGAAUAGCUUUAAUUAUCUGUUUUUUUUUUAAUAAAAUGCAAUUGGUAAUUAUCAUGUUGAACCGAUAGAUAGUAAUAUAGUAUGGUCCAUCCAAGUAUAGUAUGGUCCAUCCAAGAAUGAUCCUUUCAUUUAGAUUUUUUGUUUUGUUUGAGAAAAUAUGUGUUCAUUCAUAUGUUAUGAGAUACUAUCUCU